CACCGUGGCACGGUGCCUAGUGGCACGGCAGUAUCGCCAAGUAGUAGUAUGUCAUUCAUCUCUAUCAUACAAACAUUCCGUACGCAACUGGAUCUGCCCCCUGAAUUGUCUUGCGAAGACGUUCUGCGUGCGGCUUACCCUUUGAAAGUAUGUUGGCCGGACUACCAUACCCCUCCGAACCAGCAGCUGUCACGUGUUGGUUUGUGGCCUGCUGCACAGUGGUUGGCGAACAAGUUUUUUGGCCCGUCCAGUAUACCUUCCAACGAGCAAGUCGAGGCUCCGAUACAAUCUGCCUUGCCUCAGGCCCGGGGAUCGCCUGCCACCAUAUCAUUCAAUGUGGAAGCGGCCAUUACCUCUCCCUCUGCGGCGGCAGUCACACACGACACAUCUGAUUCUCACGGUUUCGACUUGGCAAGCCCGUUCAUCGGUUCAGACUCCGAGUCUGAACCGGAUUUGGAUUUGACCGCGGAUGCGCCUGUGUAUGCGGAUUCGGCCGCAGACUUGGAUCAUGGGGGAUGUUCUUUCACUCGUCGUGCGGCAUGUUUCAAGGACCGGCCCUUGCGUGACCACGCCGCCCUGUUGCAAAAAGAAUGUACGGGCUAUAUUGAACGAAUCAAUUUGGAGCAUGGAUGCAGAGGCAUUAGGACUGUGGAUCCUGGCAGACACUACUUUUAUAACAUUGUGUGCCAGUGUAGUAGUUGUCCAUACUUUUUGAGAAUCCACCUCACACAGACCGCCAAUUCUUCCACUACGAAUUACUGGAUUGUGGAUUGCUCAAAGA
Guillardia theta CCMP2712 is the source of this 781-nucleotide messenger RNA. RefSeq lists its product as hypothetical. The annotation marks the transcript as partial. Lineage: Eukaryota; Cryptophyceae; Pyrenomonadales; Geminigeraceae. The transcript is spliced from 3 exons. The record is from RefSeq and is a predicted model, not a curated record.